AUGGCCCAUGUGGCCGCGUUCCGCGACUACUCCGAGCUCAUCAUGAAGUCGGCCGGUCCGCCGACUUCCACCGACGGCUCCACCAACUCGCUGAGGUCGUUGCCUCAGGGUGCUUCGACUCCAUCUAGUGCCGGCACCUCGGGAUCCACCCCGGCCGUCGCCAUGCCCCCAGUCCACGCCUUACCUUCGCUGGUGGGCACUGGACUGGAGCGGGUGUUUCAUCUGCUGGCCUUUGGGGGCAAGUGUGGCCUACAUUGGAAUCACUACACGGCACAGACGAUCCAGAGCUCCAAGGUGAGGUCGUGACACUUCUGGUCAUAAAUCAUUUCAAGUGCCACUUUAUUUUAUUUUUAGCCUCAUUUGACGUUUUUAGGGCAAAUUUUGAAAUUUUAAAGUUAGUAAGCGGUGUUCAUCUUAAAAUUUUACUUUUUGUAGCCAGCUUCAGUCCUGAUGUUCAACAAGAAGUCGAACGUCAAAGCGCCAGCUCGGAUCGGUCGAAUCAACCGGCUGGCACUGGUCGAUUUACUUAAAUACGGCUCCAGCCAGCUGUCAGCCCUGUCCCACCCUCGCCUUCUGAAGUGUUUGGGGCCACUGACCGAGUCGAAGUAAGUCAAAGAACAUUGUUUUAGAUAUUAAUGCUUUCCGCUUCUAUGGAUACGUUUGGUGCACUUUAAUUCGGGGGAUUAAGUAUUACAACAAACAGAGAGUAACAUUACAAAACAUUAAUUUAGUACAAUUGAAUUCGAUUAGCUGAUAAGGUGAUUACAAAGGAAUGAAAUUUAGGCAAUACCUACUACAAUAUGUUUAUAUGUUAUGACAAUAUUGUUAUAGGAAACCUGUCAAAGCUGCUCUAAGAUAUUUCCAACAAAACGCUGUUCUUAACGUUAAGGGAAUUUAAAUUUAUGUUAAUUCGCGAAAUUUAAUUUCUGUUAUCUUCAGAGAUGUCAUCUGUCUGCUCAUCGAGCCAAUCCUCGGGAGUCUCGACACUUUCCUCGAGAUUUACACUUUGGAGCGAUUAGAGAUUAAGCUCGGCAUCUUACAGGUAAUAGCUCCGCUUAGUUUGGCCAUAAAAUAGUUCUUCUGGCCUAAAAACGUCAAGAAUUGACCGAAAGCAACAUAAAUUGGGCGGAAAAUUUGAAAAUAAAUUGUGUUUUUGGGAGACUUAUGCCUAAAAUAAUAUUAAAAAGGUAGUUUUUGACUUAAAACAAUAUUUUGUUACCUAAAAUGUGAGUUUUUAGCCUAAAUUAAAGAAAAACUUGCUCUGACUGACCAAAAUAAAAAACAAAAACUUAAUUUCCAGCUGAUAGACGGCCUAUCAUACCUCCACAACAGUGCCAAGAUUCUGCACGGCAAUCUGAAUCCCCAAUCCAUCUACGUCAGCUGCUCCCAACAGUGGAAGAUCGGAGGAUUCCGGUUCUCCGUGCCCGCCAAGAAGGAGGACCUGUUCCCAUGUUACUCGUGGAGCAAGAAACUACCUCCCGAGCUUCAGCCUGACCUCGACUUCCUGGCUCCAGAAUACCUCGCUCCCAACAAUAAUCAUGUGACCACUUCGGCCGACGUCUUCUCGCUCGGAGUGCUGAUAUGUUGGAUAUAUUCAGGUGGAACUAAGAUUAUUGAUGCCAGGAAUAACACUGAUAGCUACACGAUCGUCGUGGAUCAGUUGGAUGCCGCUUUGGAAGUGAUUUCUGACAAAUUGGGGCCGAACCUGAAGGAAUCUUUGUUGAAGGUACUGAGUAAGGAGGUGGAUCAACGACCUCAGGUUCAGAUGUUGGCGCUGGUGAGUGAUUGUAGUGUUUUGAAAGGGUCAUGAGGAGUAUAGGUCUACUAAAAUAUAAUUUUUUCGGAAUUUGUUAAAUGAGAGGUAUUAAAAUAAACUUUUCAGACAAAACAUUUCGAUGAUAGUGCCCUAACAGCGAUGCGACAGCUGGAUGAUAUUGCUCAAGAGUUCGAUCCCACUCACAAGUCCCACUUCUUGUCACAAACUCUUGUUGCUGCAUUGCCAGACAUUCCUGAGGUAAGAUUAAUGUAAAAUACGGUCUAAAUAUUAGCAUAUUGAUAUCCAAAGAGAUCGUUUUACUUUGAAGCAUUUCCUUUCUCACGUUUCAGAAGAUUUGGUUCACAAGGAUAAUGGCCAGAUUCACAGAGAAUCUGUAUGAUUCUCCAGAAACCUUCACGGCUCUACUACGACCUCUAACGUGCAUGUUGAGUCACUGUGAAAGUCAUAACAUUCACAAGUUACGACCAUGGUUCCGGCACAUUCUGGAGAACGUGACCAACGAUGUAGCUGUAAGUACUCGAUUAUAUUGUUGUAGGUUUAGUUUGCAGCGUUUCUAUGCUUUUUGGCGUUAGUUAUACCUAAUUAUCUUAUCUAUAUUAGUGCCUAAAUUUAAAUUUAGGUAGAGUACUGUCUUUUACAUUAUUUAAUGACGUUAUAGUAGCUAUAGUAAGACUUCUGAAUUUAUGUUAUAUCGUUUUCUAUAGACACUUUUGACGUUAUGUUACUUUCAGCUCACUCAAGCCGUCUUCGACAACAUAUCCACCAUCUUUCGUCGCUUGAACGACGAGAUGGUGGAAGACAAGUGCCUGGAGAUCAUUCUGAAUCUGCUACGAUGCGAAGAUAACCAUCUGAAGCAGUCCGCCUUGAGAGCCAUACCUCACAUCGCCGAGUACGUGCCCUUGUGGUACAUCAACAAGAAACUGGUGCCUAUCUUCAACGAGAUGUCUGCCUUCUUCGAUAAUCAUGUGCCGGUAAGACGCGAUUAGUAAUGUUACUGUAAUGAGAUGGUUAAUAUAAUUCUUGUUAUUACAGGUACUGCCAUAGUUGUUUUAUUAUGUAAGCUAUGUUAUACUACUACAAUUAUGUUACUGUAGAUAUUGCUGACCUAACUUUAUCUUUUUUCAGCGUCAAAUCGACCUUCUAGUAGCCAUAGCCCAUCUGAGUGAUCGUUGUGACUCUCUCACCAUGUACAACCUCUUAAGCGUAGCCUCUAUCUGUACCAAACAUCAUCCAGCCAUAGUUCACAGUAAAUCCAGGCUAGUCCAACGUAUCAUAACGUGCGAUGUUGGGCGACUAAAGGAUACGAAUGUGAUCACAACCCAUCUUCUGACUCCACUCGCUUCUGGAUUGGCGUUACCUGAACUAAGCUCGGCUCACUUCGACGACGUCAUGAGCUCGGUCAGGAUCUUGCUGGACAUUAUUGAACAGAUACGAUAUGAGUCUGACGAUCACAAGAUGCGACCGUCGGAUGGAGGGUGAGUUAGACUUUGGAAUGUUAAAUUAUAUUGUUGUAGGCUUAUCGUUUGAGAAGCGAUAACAAUUUCUUUAACAGUAUAAUAUAUUGUUAUAGGUGCUUUUAUAUGUUGUAGUAGAGUCUUUAGUUUGAUUCCAAUCAAUUUUUCGUAUAAUUCUAGAAGACUGUGUAGCCGCCGAGUCAGUAUGAGCAGCAAUCACCUCCCCCGUCUCCUGAUCACAGCUGCCCGACCCUCAUUCAGUGGUGAUGGUCGAAAGAUGUCGUUUCUCUCGGCCGACGGUCGAUUAGAAGAUCCCAGAAGGCGGGAGUCGAAGGAUUCUCGCGGCUCCAUAGAGUCGGACGUGUCUCUGAAGAUAGGGAACGGUAGCGACGUGUCAGACGAGAGUCAGGUCAUGUCGUCUACAGGUACGGAGACGAGGAGGAAGUCGUGGCUGGAAGGCUACAUGCACACCGUGUCCUUGGAACAGAGCUCUCAGUUGGAUGUGGGGUUGAAUACGUAAGGAUAUAACUUAAUGUGUUCUUUAUAUUAUACACUAUUAUAUGCAUAUAUACACUUUUACACGUAGUUGUUACCUAUUUACCUCCAUUUUGAUACUAUUUGGUCAGAAACUAGAUAGAAAAGUCAAUAUAAAAUCAAUUUUUUAUCAUAACUAAUAAUUCUACAAACUUUUUGACCAAGUAUUUAUAUAUAUUAAUCUGUACUUUAAUUGGUACAAGGUUUCGCUCAAACGGUUACAUAAUGUAAACAUUCAGAGUAAGAAAACAACGCCAAAGCGAACGAAGGUCAAGGACCAGAUCUCCAACUAACGAAGCUUCAGAUGCCCGACCGGCUCGACCCAACUCCUUCACGAAUCUGGGUCACAAUCUGGUAGGUAACCUACUGUAACAUCUGGCUUUUUACAUUUCUUACUACACCUAUAGAGCUCUUAAAGUACAUGAUUCGUGGUAAAGGUCAUAACAACUACUGUAGGCUAGCUAUCUUUGAUGGAGUACUGUACUUUUUGGGCUUUAUAUACUGUGCCUUUUAGGCUUUGUUUAGCUAGCUUGGAUACUGUAACUUGAGUACUGUAUUUUUAAAUUAACAUACUGAGCUUAUAUCAUUUUAGUGCAAGAUUUUUUAAAACUUACUGUACUUUUAUACUGUAACUUUCGAUUUACUGUACUUUUACUCAUUGAAACCCUACAGUAAGCUGACUACGGUAAUUGCAGGCGUGCACUCUGUGGAAGACGUUCUACUGA
Molecule: messenger RNA, 4490 nt
Organism: Bursaphelenchus okinawaensis
Lineage: Eukaryota; Metazoa; Nematoda; Chromadorea; Rhabditida; Aphelenchoididae
Source: the annotation of a GenBank genome assembly